Iphiclides podalirius (scarce swallowtail) is the source of this 1089-nucleotide messenger RNA. The record is from the annotation of a GenBank genome assembly. Lineage: Eukaryota; Metazoa; Arthropoda; Insecta; Lepidoptera; Papilionidae.
AUGCGGCCUUUGCGCCUGCGGCGCGUGGUGGGGCUGGAGGGGCGCGCCAACGACGUGCUGUUCUGCCCCGCCACGCGCCCCGCCCCUAAGCAGGACGCCCUCAUAUUCUUCGGCGGUGACGUGCAGGACUACCCCGAGGUAAUGCAAGCGCACCGCGACUACCGCAACUAUCUGAAGUACAACCUGGAGAACACAGCUCGAAUGCUGGGCCAGAGCUUCCCCACCAAACACGUGCUGGUGGUGAGGCCAUCUAGGAUAGAGUACAAGAGCUUCAGUUGCUACGACAACUUUGUGCCGAGCAACAACGCGGGCGUGCCCGACCACACGCCCACGCACAGCGCCCUCCUGCACCUAGAGAGGUUGCUACAGGGGGCCAGCAGUAGACUAAAGACGCUCUCUGCUUCGGAGAUAACGGAGGCUGCUAACGCGUCUUCGCUACCCGAAGAAGAUGACCCCGAAGACCCUUUGUAUGGGGCAACGCAGUGCGAAAUCUCAGAGCCCAGCUCCAACGGCGCCGGCGCGUCAGAACACAAGCCCGAGCCGCUGUGGUGGCGCAAGGAGCUCUCCCUGGACAAGUGUCGUCUGACCCUGAUGGGCUUCAGCAAGGGUUGCGUGGUGCUCAACCAGCUCAUAUACGAAUUCCACUACACCAAAACCCUCACACCGGGGGACGAGCACAUGAUGAGAUUCAUAGAACGCAUUGAGAACAUGUACUGGCUGGAUGGCGGUCACGCUGGUGGCAAGAACACCUGGAUAACCUCCAGGAGCCUUCUGGAAACCCUCACUAGGCUGGACAUUGGUGUCCACGUGCACGUCAGCCCGUACCAGGUGCAGGACGAAGGCAGACCCUGGAUCGGCCGGGAGGAGCGCACCUUCACCGCGCUUCUGAAGAAACUGGGCGCUAGGGUGACGCGCUGUUUGCACGAGCAGCCCGGCGUUCCACAAUCCCUGCAGAUGCACUUCGACGUUCUGACGAGUUUCGCAGACCCCAAUCGCCCCCGAAGUCCCCCGAGCCCAAAUAGCCCCCCCAGCCCUAAUAGCCCCCCAAACCCAAAAAGCCCACCCCCAGCAUCGGACUCAGAUGACCCC